Molecule: messenger RNA, 4191 nt
Organism: Aegilops tauschii subsp. strangulata
Lineage: Eukaryota; Viridiplantae; Streptophyta; Magnoliopsida; Poales; Poaceae
Biological process (GO): telomere maintenance; DNA repair
Molecular function (GO): DNA helicase activity
Source: RefSeq, a predicted model, not a curated record
AUGGACGCUUACCUUAGUCGUUUCAUGAAUGAUAAUGUCAACCCUGAUAGCCUCUUUGACGACGAGUAUUACCUGUUUGCUGGUGAAGGCUCAGAUCCUGAUGACGUGGAGCACGACGAAUUGGAAGACUCAAGACACAAUACCUAUGUCGACCAUGAUCCAUUGGACUAUGUCUACUCAAACCUCCCAGACCACACACACAUCCUGAAGCACGCCGCAAAUUGCGAUCACUGCAAGGCCAAGAAGUUUGUGUCUGAGGCCCCGGGAUUCUGCUGUCGCAGUGGGCAGAUCCAGCUGAAGCAACCGGAGCCCGUCCCGGAGCUAAUGAGGCUUUGGUCUAGCAUGGAUUCGGACUCAAGGCAUUUUCGGGAUAACAUACGAUUCUUCAACGGCCACUUCUCCUUCACAACCCUCGGCGUCAGCCUUGAUGAAAGCUACACAAACAUGAAGUCUGGGGUGUACACGUUCCGAGCGCACGGCACCAUCUACCACAACGUUCAUUCCUUCAGGCCAACAUCACGUCCAGAUCAUCUACAGUUGUACUUCUACGACGACGAUCCAGGCCUAACCCAUCGCAAGGCUGCCACCGAGCAAUUAGACCAAGAUGUCGUCAAAAAGUUAGUGGACAUACUCAGGGAAAACCCGUACUCCCAGCAGUUUAGGAGUUUGGGUGCGCACAGGGACAACCUCAACGAUUACAGGAUAGACCUCAACACAGACCAGAGACUAGACCAACGGAAGUAUAAUAGACCUCUGUCAUCGGAGGUCGCUGCAAUUUGGGUGGAGGGCACUGACCUAGCAAAGAGGGGGGAGCUCGGUUGGCACCCAAAACUUCCUAAACGUGAUGUCCCUUGGCCGGUUGUGCAACAACCAAGAGGUAGAGGUGAUGAUGAUGAUGAUGAUGAGGAUGCAGAGGGGAAUAGCAGGUUAUGCGUCUCGGUGAGAGACUACUACUGUUACAUGCUCCAGACACGACCUGGGAUAUUCAAUCCCAUACUCUGUGGAGCACGAUUGCUCCAGCAAUGGGGGGUGGACAUGUACAUCAAGAUUGAGAGUUGUAGGUUGAAAUGGUACAGGAAGAACCAAACAAAGAUCCGUGCCGACCUGUAUAAAGGAGUUGUUGAUGCAAUUACAUCCGGGGAGACCCGGGCAAGCGCUGUUGGAGUAAGGAUAGUGCUACCUGGAACGUACCCAGGUGGCGACCGCGACAUGAAGCGGAGGCAUAUGGAUGCCAUGGCAAUUGUCCAUACUUACGGGAAGCCUGACAUCUUCUUGACCAUGACCUGCAACCCUAACUGGGAAGAGAUAACAAAUGAGUUGUUUCCUGGUCAGACAGCGCAAGACCGACCUGAUCUUGUGGCUCGUGUGUUCCAUGGCAAGCUAGAGGCUAUGAAAGAGAUGUUGUUCAAGAAGAAUACCCUGGGUGUUGUUGUUGCACAUGUAUACGUAGUCGAGUUCCAAAAGAGGGGCCUCCCCCACGCACACUUUUUGUUGAUCAUGGAUUCUGCCUAUAAGCUUGUCGUUCCAGAGCAGUACGACCGACUCAUUUCUGCCGAGCUCCCAGACAAGCAAAAGUAUCCUGAACUCCACGCCUUGGUGGUGAAACAUAUGAUGCAUGGACCAUGCGGUGCUCUCAACCCCAAAAAUGUUUGCAUGCAACAGAACGAGUGCAAGUGCAGAUACCCGCGGUCGUUCAAUGAAAACACGGCACAGGGCAAGGACUCAUACCCUGUUUAUCAUCGUCGAGAUAAUGGUCGGCAGGCUAAGGUCCGGGGUAAAAUGUUGGACAACAGAUGGGUUGUGCCGUAUAACCCUUACCUGCUGCAGAUGUUCAAUUGCCACAUAAACGUUGAGGUUUGCUCCAGCAUAAAGGCCGUCAAAUACCUUUACAAGUACAUAUACAAGGGCCAUGAUAGGGCUUCUUUCAGCAUCGACCAACCUGACGCUGAUGGUAACAUUGAUGAUAUCAAAAGAUACGUAGACGCGAGGUGGGUUACUCCUCCAGAGGCGAUGUGGAGGAUAUUUGGCUUCCCCUUGUGUGCCAAUGACCCGUCUGUCCUACAGUUGCCUCUUCAUCUCCCGAAUAUGCACAGGGUGGCAUUCAAUGAGCAAGCUGACUUGACCGACGUAGUCGCCUCUGAGAAAGCUUCCAAAUCCAUGUUGACAGAGUAUUUCAAAGCUAACCAAAACCACCCGUGGGCUAGGAAUAUAUUGUACAAGGAUUUUCCUAGAAGGUUUACAUGGCAGAAGGGUAAGAAGUAUUGGAAAGAGCGGGUGGAGCGUUAUCAGAUAGGUCGAAUUGUGUCUGCCAAUCCUGCCGAGGGGGAGCGAUACUAUCUGCGUGUGCUGCUAAACCAUGUUGCUGGCAAGACGUCCUAUGAGGACCUGCUCACCGUGGACGGUAGGCUAUGCGGGAGCUUUAGAGAGGCUGCCGAAAGGUUGGGACUCAUCGAGGCAGAUAACACGCUCGACGACUGUCUUACUGAGGCAGAGCAGUGGGCGAUGCCAUGUUCGCUCAGGAGGCUCUUCGCAACAAUUUUGGUGCACUGUGAGCCAGGCGACGUGCGUGGUUUAUGGGAUAGGCACUUCGAUCCUAUGUCUGAUGACUAUCGGCGAUCACACACGUGCCCGAUUGAGGUGGAACAGAUGGUGUUGCUUGACAUUAGGGGUAUGUUGCAGUCCAUGGGCAAAGACAUAGCUGAUUUCUCUCUUCCAUGCAUUGACGAUGCAUUCGACCCAGCCGAGGGAGAGGCCAGAGAAGUGAUCGAGGAAUCCAACGUCGAUUUUGACAUCAACGACACUAAAUUGGCUUCGUCGCUAAACUUGGAGCAGAGGGUUGCAUACGAGGAGAUACUAGCUUCUGUUGAACGCGUUGAUGGGGGUGUGUUCUUUGUUGAUGGACCGGGAGGUACAGGGAAGACCUUCCUAUACAGGGCGCUGCUCGCCAAGGUUCGAAGCGAGGGAAACAUCGCUAUCGCUACCGCGACGUCAGGCGUCGCCGCUUCUAUCAUGCCUGGAGGCAGGACUGCCCACUCGAGGUUCAAGAUCCCAUUGAGCUGCGACGAUGGCGCCUCAUGCACCUUCACGAAACAGAGUGGUACCGCCAAGCUACUGAGGAUGGCCUCAUUGAUACUAUGGGACGAGGCCACCAUGACUAAGCGACAGGCGGUCGAGGCACUUGACAACAGCAUGCGCGACAUCAUGGGAAGACGGGGCCGACCCUUUGGAGGAAAAACUGUUGUGUUUGGCGGGGACUUCAGGCAGAAGGGUAUGCGCCAGCUAAGGCUCGUCACCAACAUGAGGGCUCAUAAUGACACCUGGUUUGCGGAUUACUUGCUAAGGGUAGGCAAUGUCACUGAGGAAGUUGACGAUCAAGGAAACAUACGACUCCCUGAAGAUAUUUGUGUGCCGUCUACAGGCGAGGGUGAUGACCUGGAGAAGCUGAUUGACCAUGUGUUUCCCAGACUAGAUGACAACAUGUCCGAUCCGAAUUACAUGACUUCACGCGCAAUCCUCUCCACCACGAACGACAACGUCGACAAGAUAAACAUACGCAUGGUAGAGCGUUUUCGGGGAGAAGAAGUAAUCUACCAUAGCUUUGACAGUGCAGAAGACGACCCGUAUGGCUACUACGCUCCCGAGUUCCUAAAUGGAUUGACUCCCAACGGUCUGCCUCCGCAUGCACUCAAACUGAAGCUCAACUGCCCCGUCAUACUUCUGAGGAACAUUGAUCCGGCUAAUGGUAUGUGUAACAGGACGAUGCUUGUGGUGCGAGGUUUCGAGAGGAACGCCAUCGACGCAGAAAUCGUGAUCGGACAACACGCAAGUAGGAGGGUAUUCCUUCCUCGAAUACCCCUAUGCCCGUCUGACAACGACAUGUUUCCAUUCAAGUUCAAGAGGAAGCAAUUUCCUGUAAGGCUUAGCUUUGCUAUGACGAUUAACAAGGCUCAAGGCCAGACGAUUCCGAUUGUUGGCGUGUACCUACCUAAUCAUGUGUUCUCUCAUGGUCAACUCUAUGUCGCACUGUCUCGAGCCACCGCAAAGAGAAACAUAAAGAUCCUCAUUGAGAAGGAGAAGGAGAAGGAGAAUGCCAAGAAGCAACGCGGUAAACCUAAGAAGCGAAAAAGACCUGCCUUGUCCUUACAAACCUCGAUGAAGAACAUCGUCUAUAAGGAAGUCCUUACAGGCUGA